Taeniopygia guttata (zebra finch) is the source of this 3682-nucleotide messenger RNA. Lineage: Eukaryota; Metazoa; Chordata; Aves; Passeriformes; Estrildidae. The record is from RefSeq and is a predicted model, not a curated record.
CCGCAGAUCCCACCCCUCAGCCCGCAGAUCCCACCCCUCAGCCCGCAGAUCCCACCCCUCAGCCCGCAGAUCCCACCCCUCAGCCCGCAGAUCCCACCCCUCAGCCCGCAGGUCCCACCCCUCAGCCCGCAGGUCCCACCCCUCAGCCGGGCAGCGCUCGGCACUGAGCGCCCGCCUCGCCUUGGGGUGUGCCCGGAGCCGCCCGCGCCGCCGGAUCGCAGAACAAGAACAGAGAAAACAAAAAUGAACACUCAAAAGGUGCAGAUAAAUCAGUGUGACGUGAAAACAGAUCUGAACUUACUGCUUGAAUGCCUUAAAUAUCAGAUGGACUGCCCUCUGUCUCAGAAGGAGGCUUUGAUCACUAUCUAUUCCAUUUGCCAACAAAACAGUGAAGCGAGCAAAUACUUUCGAGAAAUUGGUGGUUUGAUGUUUAUAAAUGACCUUGCCAAGUCGAGUGCUCAUUGCAUCGUAAAGGAAGCAGCUUUAUUUACAUUGGGGAUUAUCAUAGAGAGUAAUGUGUAUUGUCAACAGACUUUGUGUACUUCUGCAUUGUUUGAAGACCUCAUUUUAUUUUUAAUUAAAAAGGAUUCUGGUGUGAACUUGAAAAGAAUGUCUGUUUAUGUCAUCUUAGUACUGGUUUCAAAUAAUAGAAAUGGGCAAACCUAUGUCAGAGAUACAGGCUGCAUCAGCCUGCUGCUGCAGUUAUUCAGAACAACUCUCUCCACCUCUGAGAAGAAUGUGUCAGAUGAAAACACUGAUCCCUGCUAUCAGCUCUGGUCCUCAGUGUGCAGCACUCUCUGUGCGUGUGUCAACAACCCCCAGAACGAAGAUAAUCAAAACAUUUGCUGUUCGGUUUUUCCCUAUGCCAAAGAGUGGCUCGAGAGUUGCACGGAACCCGAGAUAGUUCGUCCCAUUUGCUCAUUUCUUGGUCUCACAGUUGCAAAUAACUCAUAUGUGCAGAAAUAUUUUGCUUCUAUCGGAGGAUUGGAUACAUUAGCCAAAGUUCUUCUUGAGCUUAUGCAUGAUUCCUGUUUGAGUCACUCCAGCAUGAAACUUGCAGUGGUAGUAACAAAGACUCUGGAUGCCUGCAUUGCUAAUAACUCUGCCAUGGGUGUUGUCUUGGCAAAGUAUCACACUGUGUCAGAGCUGCUGAAGCUGCUGUCCAAUGAGACACUGAGCACAGGGGAAAAAAUCAGUAUUAUUCUAACAAUUGGACACUGUACUGAAGAUUGUGAAGAAAACCAGUGUGAGCUGCUUCAGAACAAUGGUCUGCCACUUAUGAUUCAGCUAUUGACAGAAUCUCAGGACGAGGAACUCAUCAAAGCUGCGACUUUUGUGCUGCAGAACUGCAAACAAAUGACUGAACAGUUGUCUCUGAAAUCAUGUGAUAACUCAUUAAAUGUGAACAAUGCAGAAGAAUUGGAUGUGCAAGUCAGAAAAAGAUGUCUACAAGACUACUGGAAGAAAGCAGAAGAAAUUUUACUCAGAAUUAACUCAGUUGAAAAACAGCACAAUGAGGAAAGAGUGCAAGGAGAAAUAUUUGUAGAUGAAUCUUCAGUAGCCAAUUCUGAAGCAUUAAAAUCCCAUGAAGUGAAUCCUGUUGAUCCAAAGAAGUACACAGAAGGAACACAGACAGAUGUCUGUUGUCCACAGUUGACCUCAGAGUUGAAUAAUCAUGUUCUUGCUCCAUCUGUAACUUCUGCUCCACAAAAAAAUGGAACAGCGAACACUAUGGAUGCAGCUUCUACCAGACAAACUGAACAGAGGAACAUUCCAAGUCCAGUCACUGACCUGCAAACAGACAGUGUACCACAAAGUCACAAUAUAAAUGGAAAAACUGCUUGUGGAGAAAAUCAGUCUGGUCUUCAGGGAGGUGAACAGUUAUUUAAACAACCAGCAGAGACUGUUAGAAAUAUGAAACAGACAUGCAUAUCAGAUCAACAUUCAUUCUGCUCAGAGAAAACUGAGAGAGUCAGAAGUACUUCAGUUACACCUUCAUCCCAUAAAAUGGCAGAUUUAAGGUGUUUAGGUUGUACAGCCAGAGGACUGUCCUUGAACAGUAAAACCUUCACCAAGAUGUUACAGAGUUGCCUGCAUAGGUGUGAGCACCACCGAGUCAUCUUGGAGGCUGAAGAAAGAUACCGAGGGGAGCUCUGCAGGGUGGCUGCUGGUAACAACAGCAGAUCUGCAACUCACCAGAAAAUGCUGCUGGCCCCAGUGAAGAAAGACAGGCUGCUUAAAGAAAUACCAACUUUUAGGAGCAAGAAGGAUAGUUUCCAAAGCAUUCUUUUGACUCCAAAUAGAAAAGACAAAUCUAAUGCUUCAAAGAGAGAUGAACAUAGUAGAAAUAUUAGGUGGACUAGCAACUAUAACUUGACACCUGCAUAUGAAAAGUCAAAAAGCCAAGAUGUUAACCUGAAGAGACAGAGAGUCAAAGAGAUGUGCAGCCAGAAAUGUCAGCACUUAAAAGAAAAUUGCACACAUUCACUUGACAAAGAUGAGGGCAAGGAAAUGUGUUCCCUGGCCAUGAGCAUGAGACCUCUGAACAAGAGAAGAGUCCGAAAAGAUUUCACAACUGAAGAAAUCAACUGCCUUUUGAACGGUGUCCAAAAAAUGGGCAACCAGUGGAAUUUGAUUUUGUGGUCUUACCCUUUCCAGAAAGGACGGACAAGUGUUGACCUUUCCAAGAAGUACUACAGGCUACAAGUGCAGAUGAAAAAAGCUCACAAAGGACAUCAAUAACAUCAUCUGCAAGUGCUUUGGAUUUUGUUGCAGAAUGUUCAAGAACAGCUUUUGUAAUAUUGAGGUCUUGCCAGAACAACUCAAACCCUUGGAGAAUUUAGGUUGUCUUGGACUCCUGUUUUUCAGUGACAACUGACUGAAUUGAAUUGUUAUGCAUUAUAAUUUUAAUUUACCAUAACUUGACAAUUUUUUAAAGUAAUGCUAUCAUAGGCAACAAAAUCUCUAUCAGUAAAAAUUACAUUAAUUUGGAACUUAAUUUAACCUUCUUGAGCAUUUGAUCUGUGUAACUUUUGGGUUAAUUUUUUGUGGCUUGCUCUAUACCAUUUGUAAGAAAAGGAUGUAUUGCUAAAAUGAAUACUUUAUGUCUGAAACUGCUGUUAAUGUUGUUGUGUCUGAAUCUGUUUUCUCUUAAUUAGUGAAAUGUUUAAAGCAGGUGGAAUAUUUUGUCAUGUGUUGAAUAUGCUGCAUGUGCAGAAAAAUGUCUCUGUGACAAAACACUGAAUGCGUGGUUAAACAGUGCUGCACAGAGGCAAAUCUUUCACUGCUACAGAAAUUCUGUACUCACUGUUGAACUGAGCAGGUACUGGUAGAAUUUGGCUUCUGUUUAUAGUUAGACAGUUUUCUGGUGUAUUUUUCAAAUAAGUGAGCAGAACCAGUAUUUCUGCUAAUUACACAUUUUUUAUAGAAUUAUAUGGGCCUUGCUAACUGGCUUUUUCAGUGAUAGCCUUAGUAUUUCAGUUGUAUUUUUUACUUGUUCUGAUGAAGGAAUGGUGAAUCAAUAGUUAAUUUAUUAUGGAAGAGGUUUAGUUAUUGUAUUAGCACUAGGUUUUCACUAUGAUGUAGCUUGAAUGCUUGAAAACAGGCAAGGUAACCAAAACCUGAGAGACAUGUAAUAAAGAUGAUGCCAAUGAUGCAAUAAAUAUGUCUUCCAAUAUUUUCA